AUGAUUUCUUCAUUCGAAUUAGCUCGGGCACGGGAGCGGAUUUUGACGGUUCAGCCCAAGAUACUGGGUGGGGAGCUCGAUCUAUCUCAUUGUCCAUUGGGCACGAGGUGGUCCCGUGAGAAAAAAGUUCAAGGUAUCACGCGGUUCAAUUUGGCCGCGUACCGGGAUCAGCUUGCAGUUCUCGUAGAGUCUGAUUUUGUAUGGAUGCCGUACAUGACUCUUCUGGGUCGUAUUGCCAGGGUUUGUCUUGUGGGACAGGGCAUAUGGCGAUCUCAGACAUGGCUCAUCUGCGGUGAUGUCGUUGCGCCACACAACCCCAGUAGGGCCACAUUGAUGGAGGACGUUCGUAGUCUGAGUAUUAUAGGCCAGCGUACUUUCGACGCGGACUCCUUUGGUUAUGAUCGCUUAGGCGAGAUUGCCCAGGUUGCUGAGCGGGCGUUGUUCGUCAAUGCAACGGAUGUUGUACGUCACGAUCUCGAUAGGCAUGUUGAGGUCUCAGCGUGGGCGUGGGGGGCAAGAGACAAUCACAUCCACUCAGCCACAUCAGUCCUCCCAAAGAUCGCGAGCCUCAUAUUCCCUUCACCGGCGGUUCAUCCCAUCGGUCUCCACAUCGAUCUCCACUCCAUUCUUGACAAAGAUUCAGCCCAUCGGUCUCCACAUCAUUCAUCCCAUCAGUCUCCACAUCAUUCUUCGCCGAUCCAACAGGCGUUUUACCGUCCGAUUAUGUCUCCCCAGCACCAGCAGUCCCAUUUUGCCUUCACUCAGUUUUCCUCCCCUCAGACUUCUCAGCGUCAGUUUGGAGAUUCUUUUAUUGACUUUUCUGGGUUUCAGCAGAGUUCGCUAGAUGGCCAGUCGAUACAUUACACGAGUAACUUUCUUUCGGGUAUGUUCGAGGGUGUUGCGGGUCAGCAUCAGGCUGAUGACCCAGCUGGAGGUGAACGUGAGAGUCAGGGUGAAGAUGAGGCUGAGGAUGAGGCUGAGGAUACAGACCAGGAUGAUCAGUUUGAGGGUCAGGGUUAUCAGCGCCAUGAGGAGCAGGGAUCGAGUCAGACUCUAGGGACUCCACCGUUGGCUGUGAGUAAAGGCCAGAGAGUGACGAAGGAGCCCGAUAGAUUGACUUAUAGGUUUUUUCGGGCUAAAAAGCCCAAGAAGAAGUAG
Molecule: messenger RNA, 1158 nt
Organism: Oldenlandia corymbosa var. corymbosa
Lineage: Eukaryota; Viridiplantae; Streptophyta; Magnoliopsida; Gentianales; Rubiaceae
Source: the annotation of a GenBank genome assembly